Trypanosoma conorhini is the source of this 3621-nucleotide messenger RNA. RefSeq names its product WASH complex subunit 7. Gene Ontology annotation, cellular component: WASH complex; endosome. Bases 1 to 3621 code for a protein of 1206 amino acids. NCBI's taxonomy places the organism in Eukaryota, Euglenozoa, Kinetoplastea, Trypanosomatida, Trypanosomatidae. The transcript has a single exon. Gene Ontology annotation, biological process: endosome organization; endosomal transport. The record is from RefSeq and is a predicted model, not a curated record.
AUGCGCGCCCCCCUCGACUUCGGCGUGGACCUCAGAAGGGAUGAGCGGGAUGCGUUUCAGGACAAGCUGCACGGCUUCGUUGCCGCGCAUGAGAAGAUGCUUAUGGAGGUGGAGCAGACCUUCGACUCCCGCUGGGAUCCGGAGCUGUGGGACCCGCACAGCGACACCGUCGCGCUGCAGCUGGGCACGCCGGCGUCGCGGCAGCGCGAAGGCGCCACUUCCAUUGCCGACACGCUUGGUCGCACCCAGCUACACAACCGUCUCUUCUACCGCAUCACGCUUUGCUUUGCCAGCCUCGUCCUGGAGAUGGACUCCCUCGCCGAGGAGGCGUUCGCCGUGUUUAUCCCGCCCCUGGCGAUGUUUGGCGACGACAGUUGCCGCGACGAGGGCAUUCCCGACGAGGAGGCGCAGCAGGGCGCCGGUCGCAUGUUGGGGCUGCUGCAGGAACUCUGGGCCUGGGUGCGGCGCGUGCGGAGGGUGGUGCUGCAGACGGUGCGGCAGUUAGCCGCCCUCUACUCGCCGUUGCGCGAGCACGACAAUUACCGCCCCUUCACGCAGGUGCGCUUCCUGCGCGUUUGGCGCUCCCUCGCGGAUCUUUUUGCCGCCCUCGUGAGCGUGGAGGAGGUGCUGCAGACCCACGACACCCUGCGUCGCGGCCUCUCCGUCUACCGCAAGCUGCUCGCGCAGGCCGCCAAAAACCGUGACAAGUUUGACUACGAUGACAUGACGAUGGGGCUCUUCGGCCGGCUGUUGGAGAAGAUCGACCAGGACCUCCUCGACGACGGGGUACUGCAACGCCUGGUGAUGCAGGCGUACGACGUGCCAGAGGCGCAGGUGUCUGUGACCGCCAACAGGCGACUGUGCUUGGAGUUUACGGACCUCCUUGACCACCUUUUGGGCGCCGUGGAGGAAAACGUGGGGACCCCACGCGAGGGUCACGCGCGACGGCAAUACCUCGGCGUCCUUGGAUUGUACUACCUGCACCUCCACCUCUUCCCGGGGCUGACCAGUGAGACGACGCGGCGCGGCCUCUGCAGGCGGGUCUUCCAACUGCACCAUCGCAUGCCGGUUAUAUACCUGCACGGGGUCCAUCUGUUUCGCCCUGUCCUCUGGCUGUCGCGUCGUGUGCCGGGUGAGUUAAACCGGUACCUGCAGGAUCCAUCGAGGGAAGGAAUCGCUGCCAUCAAAAAGGCAUGUGAGCAAAGCGGUGCCGAGCUACUUCCUCAGUUGAAUCGCCUCACCACCUUGGUGAGCGCGUGGAUAGCCGAGAUGGAGACGACCCUCCCUGUGGAUCCCGCGCACCACAAGGCAUUCCUCCAUAGCACGACCCUGAUGCUGCAGCGGGGGAUACUGCUGGCGCAGCACAUUCAGCGACUACUCAUUAACCACAUCGCGCUACACAACUGUGCGGAUGUUGCCAUCUCCCUUCAGCAGGUGGACGGCCUCUCCCACGGGGUUGAGCUGCUCAUGAUGAUUCGGGCCGCCUUCCACGCAAAGACAGGGGUGGUGGCGUCCGCGUAUAAUCUUCUGGUGCGCUCCAUUGCGUAUGUGAUGGAGCGGCACCUCUACGAGCUGUAUCUGCGGCUGGGCGACUUUGUUCAGACGAGCUCAGAUGAGGUGAUGGAUCAGCACAGCGCGAUUCGGCAAGCCAUCGUCCUCCUGCACAGGCCGCAGACGGCGGAAAACCUGGUCUGCCUGGACCUCGUUCUUAGCACCGCGUUUAACCGGCGUCAGGUGGAGAGGGGCGCCUCGGCUAUCGUCACCCAAAAACACUGCGAGGAAAUUUUAAUCGCCUUUGCGCAACUCCAGCGGGUGACCUCGCUGCAGGGCGCCUUGCAUGCCGCGACGGACUGCGAUUUCCUCUACUGGCACCGGGAGACGUUUUACCCCAUCUUCUUUGAGCGGAUGUAUCAGCGACCGCUGCGGUCAGGCUACCUGCCGUAUCUGCUCAUGGCCAUGCAUGACUGCCGCCCCUCCAUCCUCGCCUCGAGGCACGUGGAGGACGCCGGCCCGCUGCUCGACGCGUACGUCGCCUACGUCAGGGGCUGCAUUCGGAGCCGUCUCAUUGACCCGCUUUGUAUCGACAUUGAGAACGACCUCCGGCUCUACACGCACUCUGUUGUUUUGGGGCAGCCAUUCCGCAGGGUUGAGGCGGGGGCGGCGUGCGACGUGGGGCGCUUCACGCGGCUGCCGCCGCUGCGCCUCUUCCACGACUGGCUCCACCUCGCCACCGAGGUGGAGCACUGCCUGGAUGCGCAGUUUUACAACCUCAACGCACUCAUGGCAAAUGACUGGAAGACGUACGAGGAGAUGCGAAAUCUGGCGCUGGUGCGCUACGGGCUGCGCCUAUGCGACGGCUACCUGCCCGGCAGCAUCGUCGAUCAGGGCUUAGACGUCCUCGUCAUCACGGAAAAUAUCCAGGUCUUCGUCGCCAACUACACGUACAACAUGAAUGAGCAACUCUUCGUGCAGCGGCCCUCGACGACGGAGUCGAAGCACCUUCACACGCUGCAUAUUCGCCAUAUAGCCAACUCGAUUCGAACCCACGGCACCGGUAUCAUGAACACCACCGUCAACUACGUCUACAAGUGUCUGCUGAAGAAGCUUGCGAUUCUUUCACAGUUCCUGUACGACGAGCACGUCAAGUCGCGGCUGAUCAAGGACGCAAAGUUCUUUGCCGCGCAUAAGGAGGAGCUUAACGGGGCGUACCCGCUUUCACGGGCGGAAAAGUUCAUUCGCGAGGUGCGCAAGUUGGGCGUCGCCGAGGAUGGACAACCGUUCCUGGAGAAGUUUCGCCACCUUGUCUCGGAGAUUGGCAACGCCCUUGGGUACAUGCGGAUGAUGCGCAGCGGCGGGCUGCGCGCCAUCGCGGACGCCGCCGCGUUCAUCCCCUUCAUUAACGGCGAUGUGCGUCUGGAACGCGUCAUCGACCCCGCGGCCAUCGGCAGCGACGACGAGGCAGAGGCAGAGGCAGAGGCAGAGGCUGCGGAAGACGUGUCCGCGGCGGCGCCGCCCUGCACCGUGGAGGCGGUUCGCGUCGUUGACAAAGUCGUUCACAACAUGCGGCGGAAGCUGUCGGACGGCUCCGAGUAUUUCCGUAUGCUCCUCGAGGCGGUGACGAAGCGGUUGAGGGAUGCAGAGAAGUACCACCACCUGCGGAACUUCCACAUGAUUGUCCCGUCCAUCUGCGUCCUGCACGUGGAGCUCAUGAUACGUGAGAAGGAGCAGCUGGUGAAGAAGAACAAGGAUGGCGUCUUCACCGACGACGGCCUUGCGCUUGGCUGCGCCUUCCUUCUGAAACUGUUUGGCCUCUCGGAGUUGUUUGAGUCGCUGCACUGGUUUGAGAGCGUGGGGAAGCACUACGCAGCCCGUCUCCGGGAAAUGCAGGAGGGGAUUGCGGAACGCAGCCAGGAGGCGAGGAGGCGAGGCAGGUCGCAGGGAAUCGAGGCCGCCCACGAGGAUGAGGCAAUCAACAACAUGCAUCUCACCGCCACCAUGGUGGACUACGCCAUCCGUGAGCACACCGCCCUGAAGGAGGCAUUUGUAUCGAGCAGAGUUUUUUUUCACUCAGCCGUCCCAGGCGGCGAGGACGAAGAGGCAGAAGAGGAGGAAGAAAAUUGA